This is a messenger RNA of Tricharina praecox, 4278 nucleotides long. RefSeq lists its product as uncharacterized. Gene Ontology annotation, molecular function: ADP binding; protein binding. Lineage: Eukaryota; Fungi; Ascomycota; Pezizomycetes; Pezizales; Pyronemataceae. The coding region runs from base 84 to 4115 and encodes 1343 amino acids. The record is from RefSeq and is a predicted model, not a curated record. The transcript has 4 exons. Gene Ontology annotation, cellular component: kinesin complex.
GUUUUUUUUAAUGCUUUUGAUAGACAUGGGUACCAGGCGUCUUACUUGCAGCUUAAGCUGAAUCCUAAUUGCAGCAAGGAAAAAUGAAAACAUGGGGCUCUGUUACCCCGCAUCGCAACGGGAACACCGCCACGAACUAUCACACCAACGCUGACUCCAUACGAAACUUGAGAACAAGAUCACUCGAACCAUGGAAUUUGCAGGUACAGUGCCGACGCCGGACAGUCCUGAGUGAACAGCUAAUCGUCGUCGAUCGCUCAGGUUUAGGUAUUGCCGUCGUAGGGCUUGCCGGCCAGCUUGUCAAAGCGAGCGUGGAAGGCUACAACCUUCUGUCAACCAUACAAUCGUUCGGCCGGGAAUAUGCGGAUCUUAGCCAUCGAAUCGAUACCGAAAAGCGCUGGCUAGAGAAGUGGGCCGACGUCUGGGUGCUUGAGAGUAAUCGCAAGAUCGAUCCUAGCCACUGCGACUUCCGAUUCGCCGUAUCUACCCUAGCGCGAAUUUCGGCAGUAUUUCUUGAGCUCCUCGAAUACAGUUCGAAGUACGGCUUGCAGUACGACCGCCAAAGGAAACGCGAUAGUGUACGGCAGCUCUUCCGUCUACCAUCUCGGACGAGCCCCAUUCCGUCACAUCGCCCGACGGACGGCCCUGGAACCCAGACCGGACUGGACCAGGACAGUAUCAAACUUCUUACGAAUCCAACUCUUUUAAGUUUGGGUCGGAUAAUGCCAGGGCUUGAGGAUGAAGUGAAGGAUUUGAAACGCAGCGCGGAACGCUUGCAGAAGACGCUGCCAACUAUGAAGAAACUACAAUGGUCUUUGCUUGGUAGAAAUAGGGUUGAAGAUUUGAUCGGACAGUUGAAAGAAUACAACGAAAGUCUACAAAGGAUACUCCCUGUCGGGCCGCAACCAAGGGAUCUAUCACACAGACGGAAAGAAUCCGCCACACCUUCUUUCGCAGUGAACCCAAUCCUUCCGUUCCACCGCGACCGUAUGUUCUGCGGUAGGGCCGACAUCAUCGACACUAUACACGCUUUCCUCAAUGAAGGCGCAUCUGCGGAUGCCCGGCAGAUGGCCCGCGGAAGUGUGGUGCUAUAUGGUCUCGGCGGUAUCGGCAAGUCUUCCAUUGCACUGGAAUAUUCGUUCCGAUACUCGGAUUCAUACACGACGGUAUUCUGGAUUGAUGUCACCAACGGGGCGUCAUUAUCCCAAAGUGCACGAGGAAUUGUGGAGCAUAUUGUCGCCGCGUAUGCGGAGCGGGGGUCCUCAUAUGAGCAUAUCGCCUCGAUGUUGGGACUGAGAGGCUUUCUGGGUCUGGAUGGCGAGGUUUCUUCCGAAGCGGCGGCAGGACAGGUGACUGGGGCACUGAAGAAGUGGCUAGCCACAAAAGGAAAUGAAAAUUGGCUACUCAUUUUGGAUAAUUACGACGACGUCGAUGCGGUUGACAUUCACCUCGUCCUACCAACUUGCGAUACCGGCAAUGUGAUUAUUACGUCACGGAAGAGCGAUCUGAAAAUGUUGGGAAUACCAGUAGCCGUCGAUGACAUCGACAAAUAUUCGGGCAUGGAGCUGUUCAUGAAGAGCGCGAACAUAGACGAUGUGAAGGCGGAAGGCAAGCACCAGAAGCUUGAUAUCGCGAACCAGAUAGCUGUAAAGCUGGGAUUCCUGCCACUUGCCUUAACUCAGGCGGGUUCAUACAUCUCGUACACGCAGAUUCCGCUUCAGCGAUACUUGGCUCUGUUGGACGGAGCAUUUCGAACGUUUGCACAAAAAGGGGGUCCCGAGUGGUUAUCAGAUCAACGGAACUCGAACCGAACCAUCUUUACGACGUGGGAGAUUUCAUUUGCCUCGCUUUCACACCCAGCCCAGGAACUUUUAUUGCUAUGUGGGUUUCUAGCACAUGCAGAUAUUCCGGAUAAGCUAUUUGAGGGGUGUCAACUACUGUUCGAUUGGGCAGGAGAGGGAGAAGAGUGGCUUCUGGAGUCACGCGCGGAGCUUUUCCGUAUCUCCCUGGCAAGACGGAAUGGGUCAAGGGAUGCCUUUUGGAUACAUCCGGUUGUGCACUUAUGGGCUCGAGAACGGCUGGACGCUCGGUCACAGCAGACGAAGGCCCAAGAGGCCCUUAUUCUUUGUGGUCGAAUAUCCAAAGACUACAACGCAAAAUCGCGGCAGGAUUGGGACUUCGAAAGGCGAGUAUGGUCGCACAUGGAUACGGUCCGACGGAGCAUAAUUCGUACAGAGCCAACGACUCCAAUCAUGGUAAACGCAGCAUUGGUGUUUUACUCCGCCGCACAAUUGGGACGAAUCUAUGCCAGUCACAGACUUGACAAGCCAGUAGCGAAUCUGUUCGAGUGGUCCUUAGCAGGUCAGGAAGAACUACUAGGAAAGGAUCAUCCUGACACUCUCAGCACCGUCAACUACAUGGCCGACGUGUUCAGUUACCAAAGCGAGUACGACAAAGCCCUGGAGUGGUACCAGCGGGCCCUCGACGGCAGGGAGAAAUCGCUGGGAAACGACCACCCUGACACUCUCACCACUGUCGACAACAUGGCCGGGGUGUUCAGAUCCCAAGGCCAGUACGAGAAAGCCCUGGAGUGGCGCCAGCGGGCCCUUGUUGGCAGGGAGAAGUCGCUAGGAAAGGACCACCCUGACACUCUCAACAUCGUCAACAACAUAGCCGACGUGUUCAGUUCCCAAGGCCAGUACGACAAAGCCCUGGAGUGGAAUCAGCGAGCCCACGAUGGCUAUGAGAAAUUGCUGGGAAAAGACCACCCUGCCACUCUCACCACCGUCCACAACAUCGCCCACAUUUUCACUUCGCAAUGCGAGUACGACAAAGCCCAGGAGUGGUACCAGCGGGCCCUCGAUGGCUAUGAGAAAUCGCUGGGAAAGGAACACCCUAUCACUCUCACCACCGUCAACAGCAUCGCCGGGGUGUUCAGUUUCCAAGGCCAGUACGAAAAAGCCCUAGAGUGGAACCAGCGGGCCCUUGUUGGCAGAGAGAAAUCACAAGGAAAGAACCACCGUAACACUCUCACCACCGUCAACGACAUAGCUAGCGUGUUCGGUUCCCAAGGGGAAUACGACAAAGCUCUGGUGUGGUACCAGCGGGCCCUUGAUGGCUAUGAGAAGUCGCUGGGAAAGGACCACCCUGACACUUUCACCAUCGUCAACAACAUGGCCCACAUUUUCACUUCGCAAUGCGAGUACGACAAAUCCCUGGAGUGGUACCAGCGGGCCCUCGACGGCAGGGAGAAAUCGCUAGGAAAUGACCACCCUGACACUCUCACCACUGUCGACAACAUGGCCCAGGUGUUCCGUUUCCAAUACGAGUACGACAAAGCCCUGGAGUGGUGCCAGCGGGCCCUUGUUGGCAGGGAGAAAUCACUAGGAAAGAACCACUGUAACACUCUCAACACCGUCCACAACAUCGCCCACAUUUUCACUUCGCAAUGCGAGUACGACAAAGCCCUGGAGUGGUACCAGCGGACCCUCGAUGGCUAUGAGAAAUCGCUGGGAAAGGACCACCGUGCCACUCUCACCACCAUCCACAACAUCGCCCACAUUUUCACUUCGCAAUGCGAGUACGACAAAGCCCUGGAGUGGUACCAGCGGGCCCUCGAUGGCUAUGAGAAAUUGCUGGGAAAGGAACACCCUAUCACUCUCACCACCGUCAACAGCAUGGCCGGGGUGUUCAGUUCCCAAGGCCAGUACGACAAAGCCCUAGCGUGGAACCAGCGGGCCCUUGUUGGCAGGGAGAAAACGCUAGGAGAGGUCCAUCCUGACACUCUCACCACCGUCAACAACAUCGCCGCCAUGUUCAGUUCCCAAGGCCAGUACGACAAAGCCCUGGAGUUUUUUCAGAGAGCCCUCGAUGGCGGUGAGAAAUCGCAGGGAAAGGACCACCCUGACACUCUCACUAUCGUUGCCAACAUGGCCCAUGUUUUCGGUCUUCAAGGAGAGUACGACAAAGCCCUAGAGUGGUACCAGCGGGCCCUCAAAGGCAGGGAGAAACUCCUCGGAAGGGGCCAUCCUGACACUCUACGGACCGCUCAAGCUGUAGUAGCAUUACUGCCUCAUAUCUACUCUUCCCAGGGGCCGUUAGGAGCAAAGUCCUGACGGUGCCGCAAUUCGGGUAAUCAAUUGGCAGUAGGUCCACAUCUGAGGUCAUAUGCACACGACAAGACGUUAUUAUAGGGCCUGAUGAUAUUGCUUCGGGGUUAGGGAUGGGGCACUGUGCGGUUCGGCGCUGUAGUUUCUUUGGCUGUCUACUAUAUAGUGA